UUGAGAUAUUGGAAAAGGGAAUCUAGCUAUAUGGAAUGCUAGCCAGUAUAUAACGACUUAAGCUUCAAACGAGAGAGAACCAACUUCUAAAGAAGUUAGUACUUAGCCAAGAGCACACACAAUUUCUGCGGCAAAUCCUCGAAGCUAGUUCAAACUAGUGGGAGGUUUGUCUGCUCCUCUAAGCUAAGCGCUUUCAUCAAAAAUCAACUACCAAAAGAUCACAUAAUAUUACGUACGGCCAAAUUAUAUACAUAUAUAUUUUUUGUUCUUGAAUAUAUAUAUAUAUAAUACAUCAAAAUGGCUCGUGGAAAAGUUCAGCUGAGAAGAAUAGAGAACCCUGUUCACAGGCAGGUUACUUUUUGCAAGCGCCGAGCUGGGCUCCUCAAGAAGGCGAAAGAGCUCUCUGUGCUAUGUGAUGCUGAGAUUGGACUUGUCAUCUUCUCCGCCCAUGGCAAGCUCUACGACCUCGCCACCAAAGGAACCAUGCAAGGGCUUAUAGAGAAGUACAUGAAGUCGAGCAGGGGAUCUCUGGAGGCUCAGGCUGAUCAGCAACAGCCCAUAUUACAGACGCAGUAUGAUCAGCUGGAUGCCAAAAAUGAGAUAAGCAUGCUGAAACAAGAGAUUGAAAUUCUGCAAAAAGGUCUCAGGUAUAUGUUUGGAGGUGGAGCAGGAACAAUGAGUCUUGAUGAACUUCAAAUUCUUGAAAAGAAUCUUGAAUUGUGGAUUUAUCAUAUACGCUCUGCAAAGAUGGACAUCAUGUCUCAAGAGAUCCAACUGUUAAAAAAUAAGGAAGGAAUACUGAAAGCUGCAAAUAAGUAUCUCCAAGAUAAGAUAGAAGAGAACACUGCAACUGAUCUUGAUUUUCUACCAAUGACGACUAACAAUCCAUAUCCAUUAACCAUAUUACAGAACGAGAUAUUUCAGUUCUAGAACAGGCUAUAUAUAGGUCUUUGAUGUUGUUAGAAAAGUACUAUAUAUAUAUAUAUUUAUAGUAUUGAUGUUGUGUAAUAUUCUGCUGUUUAAUAGGCGUGUUUGCUAAAUUGAAAACAAUUAAGGUAUGCUUUGGAUUAUCAAAGUGGGCGUAGCCAUUUGUAUCAAUAAUAAUCCAGUACUCCAUAGGUUGCUGACAUUAUGAAUAAGAACGGCAUUUUAUAUAUGCUGUUUUAUUACUACUGUUUAAUAAUAUUCUAUAUUUGGGUUUAUAUAUAA
This is a messenger RNA of Humulus lupulus (European hop), 1209 nucleotides long. Its product is annotated as agamous-like MADS-box protein AGL12. Gene Ontology annotation, cellular component: nucleus. Gene Ontology annotation, molecular function: RNA polymerase II cis-regulatory region sequence-specific DNA binding; protein dimerization activity; DNA-binding transcription factor activity, RNA polymerase II-specific. Gene Ontology annotation, biological process: positive regulation of transcription by RNA polymerase II. The transcript has 7 exons. The coding region runs from base 298 to 930 and encodes 210 amino acids. Lineage: Eukaryota; Viridiplantae; Streptophyta; Magnoliopsida; Rosales; Cannabaceae. The record is from RefSeq and is a predicted model, not a curated record.